AUGACGCUCUGUGCGAAACAAGCGUACAGAGCGUCGAAAAAGAUUCAAACAAAAUUGAAAUCGAAGCGGUUUCUGAAGAACACGAAGACGAAGGAGAAGAAGAAGAAGAAGAACCGCGGCAGCGACGAAAUGGAAGAGGAGUGGGGAGACGGGGGAGUAUGGCAGAAGGCGAUCUUGAUGGGGGAUAAAUGUGAGCCCUUGGAUUUCUCGGGCGUAAUUUAUUACGAUAGUUACGGGAAGCAGCUGGACGAAGUGCCUCCACGAUCGCCACGUGCCAGUCCCUUGCCAGCCUUUCUUACAACCACUCACCGCCAGGUGUAUUGA
This is a messenger RNA of Cucurbita pepo subsp. pepo (vegetable marrow), 324 nucleotides long. Lineage: Eukaryota; Viridiplantae; Streptophyta; Magnoliopsida; Cucurbitales; Cucurbitaceae. The record is from RefSeq and is a predicted model, not a curated record.